GAACGAGGACAAACAGAGGAACGUGAUCAGGAUGCACCACCGCACAAAAUCACAUGAACAAGACACGUGUUCUGAUUCAUUGCUCCAAUCAGGAAGGGAUCCAGAGAUCCUCCACGUUAAUAAACCUGACUGUGACCAUUGAUCAGCGCCGUCGCCUCAUGUUCUCAUGUUUCAUGUGAUUCUUGCUGGUGUCAGUACAAACAAACUAAAAUCUAAAACUGGAAACAACCAUGAAGUUGUUUUUCUUGAGCAUCAAGUUCUUGAGCAGGUCAUCGUCUCUAACGUCUCCAUCAUGAAGCUCCUGAUGCUGUGUGCACUUCUCUACGUCGUGGCUUUGACCAGAGCUGCUGACAAAGGUGCAGACAAACAAGUGCAACAACCUGAUGAAGAUGUGUCUCAGCUGGAGAAGAGGACUACUUUCCGCUGUCCCAGGGGAUGGACCAAGUACAGUGGACGAUGUUUCCACUUUGUACCACGAUAUUUGCCUUGGGCUGAAGCCGAGAAAAACUGUCGGGCCAUGGGUGGACAUCUGGCGUCUCUGAGAAACAGGAACGAGUACUUUUGGGUCCAGCACUUGAUAAAUUAUUAUACUCACACAUCUCCAGAAACAUGGAUCGGAGGCUCCAGCCGUACAGGGGACACCACUUGGUUCUGGAGUGAUGGAACCAGCUUCACCUUCACCUUCUGGUGUCAAGGAGAACCAAACAACCCUGAUAAACAACACUGCUUGCAAAUGAAUUAUUCAGGCAAAAAAUGCUGGGAUGAUUUGCAGUGCGACAGACGACUUCCAUCUGUCUGCGUCAAGUAUCCAGUCAUACUUGUGAAGUUCCACGGCUGAAACAAAGACAUGCUUUAAAAAAGCAGCCACGACUGAUGCAUUUCUUUUUUUCUUCCUCUUUAGCUCCAGGAACAAAGAGACGUGAACGUAGGAGCUGCUUUGUUCCUGGUGGUUUCAUUAGAACAGCUUCAUUAUCUUCUGCUAUUCUGUCUGAAGCAAAAUUAAAAACUUUAAGCAUUGAAA
This is a messenger RNA of Betta splendens (Siamese fighting fish), 1021 nucleotides long. Its product is annotated as type-2 ice-structuring protein-like. The transcript is spliced from 7 exons. Bases 167 to 838 code for a protein of 223 amino acids. Gene Ontology annotation, molecular function: signaling receptor activity. NCBI's taxonomy places the organism in Eukaryota, Metazoa, Chordata, Actinopteri, Anabantiformes, Osphronemidae. The record is from RefSeq and is a predicted model, not a curated record.